This is a messenger RNA of Radiomyces spectabilis, 1815 nucleotides long. Its product is annotated as ankyrin repeat-containing domain protein. The coding region runs from base 1 to 1815 and encodes 604 amino acids. Gene Ontology annotation, molecular function: protein binding. The transcript is spliced from 3 exons. NCBI's taxonomy places the organism in Eukaryota, Fungi, Mucoromycota, Mucoromycetes, Mucorales, Radiomycetaceae. The record is from RefSeq and is a predicted model, not a curated record.
AUGAACGAUAUCAGCCAUACCUUCAGCCACAUGCAACUCGUCGAGAAAGGGACGCCGCCUGUCAAUGCACGCGACCGUCUUAUCGAACUUAUUCAACACGUUAACGAUGAUCAAAUCGUGCAGGCUAUGAAAUUUGAGCUCAAACGCGUUCUGACCGAUCACGAGCGGCUUGUUACCAUGCUGCAACAACGGUCCGAAAUCCUCGAACAGCAAAACGAUGACCUGAAAACGGUGUUGGCUGAACAGCAACGACGGUACGAAAAAGCGGUGCGUGAGAUGCAAUUCUUCAGGAGGAAAUAUGAUCAAGUGGCCAAACUUCAGAAUCCCGGUCGAAAACGGAGCGAUUCCAAUGGAUCGGAAACGUCCGCAGACAGUGGAGCGAAAUCGGUUCAACGACUUCAAAGUUAUCCAUUAACUCCCACCAGCACCGAACCUUCCAGCAUCUCCGUCGUCGAUUCACUCUACUCUUCGUACGAUACACACAACACACACUCCGACUUUGGCAAACCCAAAUCAUUCAGUUGCCGAUCCUCCUCGGCUGGUCCUAACAACACUACCACCACCAAUUAUUGGCCACCGCCUUCGCCCAUGUCCCACACUUCUGAUACCACCGCCUCAAUCCCCCGACAACGCCAAAACUCCUCCGCCACCGCCAGUGUCUACAGCACCAUCACAACUAGCACCGAUCAAAGUGGAUACUCUCAAUCCAGCAAAAAAUCCAAUCCCCAGAAAUCAUCUUGGCAGUUCUUGCGUAACCCUGCCAUGGCAUUAUCUUACUCCUCUCCUUCUGCCUCUCCUGCCCCACCAAUGUGUGGGUCCUCCGUCUCGUCGGGGGGUUCAGUCUAUUCAGUACCCAUGAAUCCCGUUCGAUCAGCCACAGCCACCAACGGCUACACUGGAUCGUCGCUCAUCCAGCAACGUCGCACAGAUCCGCUUAUCUUUGGAGGAUCGGAUGGAUUAUGGGAUACAAUCGCUAAAAGCAAAGGUUCAGAUGUCACCGUGGAGAAAAUUACCAGUAAUUUUCUUCGACGGGGUGGAUCGCCGAACACUGCAAAGCAAUCACCUUCGACCAAUGCCGUCAAAUAUGGUUAUGGUAUGAUUCACGCGCUGAUCGUGACCAAGGCUCCUGGAUCUUUGGACUUGCUCCUUCAACAAGGAGCAAAUCCCAACGCAGUGACACUGAGUCAAGUCGAAGAAGACCGCGUGACUCCCUGUUACUUGGCCGCCAGUGUGGGUUGGCUUUCUGGAUUGCAAAAACUCGUUCAAGCGGGUGGUGAUUUAAUCGCAGCUCGAGGUGGAGGCGCCAAGAGCAAGACAGCUCUUCACGUCGCAGCCGAACACUGCCAUGCCGCGGUCAUUGAAUAUAUUGUCAACGUAACACAGGGAGCCCUCAACUUGGAAACCGAUAGCCAAGGUGCCACUGUAAUGCAUUAUGCAUGCGCAUCCGGUCAUACAGAUUUGGUAUCCUUGUUAGCACGCUCUUGCCAGAUUCCUGUCAAUCAGGCCGAUCAUAAAGAAGAACUGCCACUCCAUUGGGCGGCGAAACAUGGACGUCUGGAGGUCGUGACUUUGUUGAUCGAGCGAUUCAAUUGCGAUUGCAACGCUUACGUUUCGCGUAAAGUCGGUACUCCCCUGGAUUUUGCGAAAUCCAACGGCCACAAGCGGCUCGUCGACUAUCUAAAGGGCAUUGGCGCCUUAACUGCCAAGAAGAUGGACAAAAAGAUGGAAGAAGAACUGUCAAAACAAGUACCACGCCACCUUGAAAGCACCCUUUUGAAAAACGGUCUCUUUGGCGACGAUAACUCGUUCUUCUAA